GAGUGCUGUUAAAGUGCAUUAACUCCUGCAUCACACCGCAGAUCUCAGCUCAGCUCAGUCCAGUGAUAAACUCCGGCACCGCUCUCAGAUGUAAAAGGUUUCGUUUGAAAGUGUGGAAUCUAUAUUUUAUGCACAUAUCUGCAUCACUUUAGUGUUUAUUCUACUGUACAAAAGUUAUUUACACUUAAACACACAGUAUUCUGGAGACCAGGGCUGGGUGUUGGACAUUGGUUCAUUUUUAUGUUUUUGAUAUGACACAUGAUGUACACGUUACAGCUCACUGACAGCUCUUGCCGGAGCUCACACAGUUCCAGCAUUCCGCUGCCCAUCAUUUACUGCCCUCGCUCUGCUUGCCAUGACUGGAGUCACCACAGGAGGGCGAGCUAGACUGACAGGAUGAAAGUGAGACAGCAGAGUAAGAGCAGUGCAGCGUGUUCACGAGCGGACAGGUGCAGCUCAGAAGAUGCCUUGAGCUUUCAGGAUCCCUCCAGCAAGCAGAGCGAGGGGAAACUGCAGCGGCAUCUCCAUCCAGCAGGGGGCGCGGAGACCCCCACACACAGACACACUGAUGAUGAUGAUGAUGAUGAUGAUGAUGAAGAAUCUGCUGUCAAACCAACACAGAAUCUUCAGCUCAGCCUUGAUAUUAGUCUAUACACUGAAUUCUCCAGUAUGAGUGUGAAUGCUCUUUGCUUUAGGCUGUGAUUGACUGAAACUCUUCUAACACGGAGACCCCCUGAAGCAGACCUGUCCAAACUCAGUCCUGGAGGGACCCCCACAGUCCAAACACAGGCACUAUAGGGGAGAUGGGCAGGCUAAAUUAUCCAUAGCGUAUGGGUGUUUCCCGGAGAUGGGUUGCGGAUGGAAGGGCAUACACUGAGUAAAACAUAUGCUGGAAUAGUUGGUGGUUCAUUGCACUGUGGCGACCCCUGAUUAAUAAAGGGACUGAGCUGAAAAGAAGAUGACAGGCUGAAUAAGGGUCACUCAGACUAACCCAAACCACAGCUCAGAAAUGAACUGGUUUUCCCUGAUUCUGGCGCUGCGGCCCAGCACUGGUCCAGAAGCGUGGAGCCGGACACGUCUGCUGUUCAUCAGUUUCUCUAUUGAGCUGGAGGCGGAGGGAGCGGUGUGUGUGUGUGUGUGUGUGUGUGUGUGUGUGUCUAACUGCAGCACAGGUCACUCUGAGCAUUACACAACCUGAAAUUGCAGCCAUUAUUCAGUCAAACUCAUCUUCCAUGAGUGUUUUCCUGGGCUUUCCACGGCCUCCGUGCGAUCCAUUUGGAUGAAGUGAGCUGUGGCGGCUGAACUCUUGCGGUAUCGGCAUGGAAAGAUCGCGGCGGGCCUGAAAUCGGCUCUGUUUUUCCGCUUUGGCUGCUUCAUGAAGCCUCAGUGAUGUUCCUCUAAUAGCCAACAGCUGUUAGUCAUUGAGCUGAACAGAACUCCUGCCGGCCAGCGCGGCUCUGCUUCUGCACGUCGGCCCGUCUGGGCUGUUCCGCACCAGAAGCAGAUCAAGCUUCUCCAUCUUCAGGCUCAGAUUGAGCAGGUAAACGGUUCAGGCGGCCGCGCUCUGCCUUCCUCAGCACAUUUCUGUUUUCACAGGCUGAUUUUUCCAGAGCUGAAAUCAGACACUCUGAGCGCUUGAUGGUGAAAGUGGAGGAAUAAGCAGCCCAGACGGCUCCUCCCGCACCUCCCUCUGCUGAGACUCCUCUAAAAAACAGCCCUCGUCACAUGAACAGCCCUGAAGUUUUCUUUCCCUGGCUCUCCUCACUGUUUUCCCGGCGUCUGCUGCCUCUCUCUCCCUCCACAUCUGGAUUCCAGGCCCACAUUUAUUUAUGUGACUGAGUUGUUUUUAGGGAGUUUAAAGUCCUCCGCUGGCAGCAGGGCCGGGCCCAUGAAGUCUACAAUUACAUUUCAGCAUCGCCGGUCACUCCGCAAUUACAUCUGUGACCACAGAAUGUCUUGAAAAGCACAAGCCUGCGCUCAUAUGGCAGACAGAAAUAGACGGCUUCUGCGUCUGCUUGGACGCUCGCCCAGGAGAAACUAUGCUGGUUGACUGAUGAGGAGACGUGGAGGCAGACUGCAGAUCACAGCGGAGCAGCUCUGAGGAGGAACUGAGCCCUGUUCUGGAGAAUGUCGUCGCCGCAGAGCUCCCGGCAGAGCAGCUGCUCCUCCUUUUCUGGAAAGAUCCGGAUACACACUAUACAGGUGGACUCAGUGCAGCGCUGGAUGGAGGACCUGCGGCAGAUGACGGAGGUGGAGUGUAUGUGUGUGCUGCAGUCCAAACCGCUGGGUGUGGAUGAAGACGCAGAGCUGAUCGUGUCGGCCGGCGCCACACACACACUCUCACACACACACACCACGCGGGACAACCUGCAGGCGCUGCUGAAGCGGGCGCUGGCCGUCAGCACGGAGCUGGGCAAGAUGUUCCAGCGGCUGGAGAAGAGGAGAUGGCAGCGUGUGCACAACACUGCGGGAAGAGUCAACACACACCUGCGCUCGCUCAUCCAGGAGUACAGCAGCGCGCCACACACACCUGCAGACAUGCAGAAGUUUGAGAAGUCUCUGCUGGAGAAGUGUAUGGAGCUCAGCAUCAUCACAGAGAGGUGUCUCCACACUGAAGAUGAAUAUUUCCUCAAGUCCAUGAAGGAGGCCAUCCACGAGAUCCUGACCGACGUCAGCGACUCCUUCAGCCAGAUGAUC
Danio rerio (zebrafish) is the source of this 2697-nucleotide messenger RNA. NCBI's taxonomy places the organism in Eukaryota, Metazoa, Chordata, Actinopteri, Cypriniformes, Danionidae. The record is from RefSeq and is a predicted model, not a curated record.